Messenger RNA from Pieris macdunnoughi, 321 nucleotides. The record is from the annotation of a GenBank genome assembly. Lineage: Eukaryota; Metazoa; Arthropoda; Insecta; Lepidoptera; Pieridae.
AUGAGCUUCUUACCGGCAUGGGAGGCGUUGAUGGUGAAGGAUAUGGGUCGACCAACGGUGCCCGGUGAUAUGUCCGUGACGGAGACUCGGGCAGCGCUAUACGCUGUGACUAGGAACGGACUUCCCUCUACGUGCCCGCCCAUUGCGCCUGCGCGCACCUUUGACAAGAUUAUUAGUUUAAAGCGUGAUAAAUGUUUUUUAUGCUGGAAGUCCCAGGCUGGAAUACAGUUCUACAUGGGGGAAGGGGACAUUUGUUGGAUUAUGGAAAUCAUUAUUUAUAUUACGUUACAUAUGAAAUUGGCAAAACCUUGGGAAAUCUAA